Messenger RNA from Megalops cyprinoides (Indo-Pacific tarpon), 4531 nucleotides. RefSeq names its product membrane-associated guanylate kinase, WW and PDZ domain-containing protein 3. Gene Ontology annotation, biological process: signal transduction. Bases 195 to 3992 code for a protein of 1265 amino acids. Gene Ontology annotation, cellular component: cytoplasm. The record is from RefSeq and is a predicted model, not a curated record. Lineage: Eukaryota; Metazoa; Chordata; Actinopteri; Elopiformes; Megalopidae. The transcript has 22 exons. Gene Ontology annotation, molecular function: protein binding.
AAGUUGUGGGAUUUUUUGCUGUGUUGCGCGUCUGUGCGGCCCCAGACGCGGACACUGACGCACGCAUUCCGCGCUGGGAUUGUGACGGUUCCGGAGCGGAGCGCACAGCCUGUCUGCCAUCCGGAUGAACUGGCACUCCGCCGGCGCCAGAACAUCCAGUGGAGACGUGAAAAAGCCAUCGUGAAGGACUGAUCAUGUCUAAAACGCUGAAGAAGAAGAAGCACUGGUCCAGCAAAGUACAGGAGUGCGCCGUGUCAUGGGGGGAUGGCGAGGAACUGAGCUCUGUGGUGGAGGUACGCGGGGGAGCCGAGCUCGGAGAGUUCCCCUACCUGGGCCAGGUGAAGUCCGAGGCGGUGGUUUGUCAGCUCGGAAGGGUGCCCAGCCCCGGGGACGUGCUUCUGGAGGUGAACGGCACCCCUGUGAGCGGCCUGACCAACCGCGACACCCUGGCUGUCAUCCGCCACUUCCGAGAGCCCAUCCGUCUGAAGACCGUCAAACCAGGGAAGGUGUUGAACACAGACCUGCGUCACUACCUCAGCCUGCAGUUCCAGAAGGGCUCCCUGGAUCACAGGCUGCAGCAGGUCAUCCGAGACAACCUGUACCUGCGUACUGUGCCCUGUACGACGCGGCCGCCCAGGGAAGGGGAGGUUCCGGGCGUGGACUACAGCUUCAUCAGCGUGGGGGAGUUCCGCCUGCUGGAGGAGAGCGGCCUGCUGCUAGAGAGUGGCACCUACGACGGUAACUACUAUGGGACCCCAAAGCCCCCCGCGGAGCCCAGCCCGGUGCAGCCCGACCUGGUGGACCAGGUCCUGUUCGACGAGGAGUUCGAGGGGGAGGUGCAGCGCAAACGGACCACCUCCGUCAGCAAGAUGGAGAGGAAGGACAGCACCGCCCCCGAGGAGGAGGAUGACGACGACCGCCCACCAAUCACCAACGGCCUCUCAGAGCACUCUGACGGGGCGGAGUGGAAGAGGGUGGUGCCCAGCUACACACAGACCAGCAGCUCCAUGGAGUUCCGGUCCUGGAGCUCCCUGCCCCGCGACGACAGCCUGGAGCCCCUGCCCAAGAACUGGGAGAUGGCCUACACCGACACCGGCAUGGUCUACUUCAUCGAUCACAACAACAAGACCACCACCUGGCUGGACCCCCGGCUGGCCAAGAAAGCCAAGCCCCCCGAGAAGUGUGAGGAUGGAGAGCUGCCAUAUGGCUGGGAGAGGAUUGAUGACCCACAGUAUGGUACCUACUAUGUGGAUCACAUCAAUCAGAAGACGCAGUUUGAAAACCCAGUGCUGGAAGCGAAGAAGAAGCUGAGCCAGGAGACUGCUACUGCCUCCCACGGCCAGCAGGCGGCGCUGCCAGCCCCAGAGGAGGGUGGAGGGUGUGGCUUCACGAGAGACCCCUCCCAGCUGCAGGGGACGAUGAUCCACACCGCUCUGAAGAAGAGCACGCAGGGUUUUGGCUUCACCAUCAUCGGGGGCGACCGUCCUGACGAGUUCCUGCAGGUGAAGAAUGUCCUGAGAGACGGCCCAGCUAACCAGGACAACAAGAUGGCCGCCGGUGAUGUGAUAGUGGAGAUUAACGGCACGUGUGUUCUGGGUAUGACCCACGCCGCCGUGGUGCAAAUGUUUCAGUCCAUCCCAGUGAGCCAGUACGUUGCCAUGGCGCUGUGCCGGGGGUACCCCCUGCCGGAGGACGCGGGCAGCGACGACGACGCGGGGGCCGAGGGGCUGUCGGGCGUGUCAGGCGUGGCCCUGAACGGGCCGCCGCUGAGCGCCCCGGACGGCCCCGCCCCCAGCCUGCUGCAGCCCGAGCUGGUGAGCGUGCCGCUGGUGAAGGGGCCCGGCGGCUUCGGCUUCGCCAUCGCAGACUGCCCGCUCGGCCAGAAGGUGAAGAUGAUCCUGGACGCGCAGUGGUGCCGCGGCCUGCAGAAAGGCGACGUCAUCAAGGAGAUCAACCGGCAGAACGUGCAGGCGCUCAGCCACGCCCAGGUGGUGGACAUCCUCAAGGACCUGCCCGUCGGCAGCGAGGUCCCCGUGCUGGUGCUGAGGGGGGGUCAGACGUCUCCUGUGAAGAGCCUUAAGCCUAAGCAGGAGAUGACUGCCAGCACAGAGACGCUGGACCACGGCCCUAACCCCGCCCCUCAGCCCCUGCCCUUACCCCCCAGCGCCCUGCGGUCUAGCUCCCCCAAACCCGACCCAGCCGAGCUGUAUGUCAGGUCCAAGGUUCUGCGGGACAGCAAGCCCCCCAACACUAAGGACCUGGAUGUCUUCAUCAAGAGGAACCAGGAGUCGGGCUUUGGGUUCAGGGUUCUUGGCGGAGAGGGUCCGGAGCAGCCUGUGUACAUCGGCGCCAUUGUGCCGCUGGGGGCGGCGGAGAGGGACGGGCGUCUGCGUCCGGGUGACGAGCUGGUGGGCAUCGACGGCGUGCUGGUCAAGGGCCGCUCCCACAAGCAGGUGCUGGAGCUGAUGACCAACGCCGCCCGCAACGGCCAGGUGAUGCUGACGGUGCGCCGGAAGGUGGCCUGUGCAGACGGUGCGGAGGAGGAGGGGGUGCAGCAGGGAGCUCCCGGCCUGCUGAACGGCUCCCCCAGGCUGCCCCGGAUCGAGCUGCCGGGCCCCUCUGACCCCGAGUCGUACCAUAUCACGCUGCAGCGCAAGGACAAUGAGGGCUUCGGCUUCGUCAUCCUCACCUCCAAGAGCAAGCCCCCACCCGGAGUGAUCCCUCACAAGAUUGGGCGGAUCAUUGAGGGCAGUCCCACAGACCGCUGUGGUCAGCUGAAGGUGGGCGACCGCAUCUCAGCGGUCAACGGGCAGUCCAUCGUAGAACUCUCGCACAACGACAUCGUGCAGCUGAUCAAGGAUGCCGGCAACGCCGUCACCCUCACGGUGGUGCCAGAGGAUGAGUACACUGGGCCUCCCUCAGGAACCAGCACAGCCAAGAACAGCCCAGCACCACAGCACAGAGCCAUGGGCCAGCAGCCUGUCCACCGGGACGAGCGGUAUGACCUGGACACAGAGGAGAGAAGAGAUGGCACCUCCUGGAUGGAGCAGGGGACACUGUGUGUUGUAGGACCCAAACAGGGCUGUUUCCCGGUGGAGCUGGAGCGGGGGCCGCGGGGGUUUGGCUUCAGUCUGCGGGGGGGUAAGGAGUACAACAUGGGGCUGUACAUCCUGCGUCUGGCGGAGGACGGGCCGGCCAUCCAGGACGGGAGGAUCCACGUGGGCGAUCAGAUCGUGGAGAUCAACGACGAGCCGACGCAGGGCAUCACUCACACCCGGGCCAUCGAGCUGAUCCAGGCGGGCGGCAACCGGGUGCUGCUGCUGCUCAGACCUGGCCCAGGCAGCACCCCUGACCACAGUCGGUUAGACCACAUAACAGCUUCACCCACCAGCUUUCAGAGAGAGUCUUCAGCUUCCGACGAGCCUCCAAUCUCCACCUCUCCCUCCCGCAUCACCCCCGCUGCCCCCGUGCUGUCCCCCUCCUGGGACAGCAGCCCCCCCUCUCCCCUGCUCCCGGCACCACGGCCCAGCUGGGACAGGACUGCAGGGAGACAGACUGACACCGAGGAGAGAGAGAUUCCCCCCGGCCCCUGCUCCGCUGGGUGUGAAAGGGAGAGGGGAUCCAGCCCCCCAAAACAGAGCCGGCCCCCCAAUCCCAGGAAAGCCCCCUGGGGGGAGGAGGAAGCUGCCACAUACCGGAGCGAUCCCAUAGUUAAGGGGGGGUACCCAAAAAACGGGCGAGAGAAGAAGGAGGGGGGCAGCGGGGGUGGGAGGUUAAGGGCAGCCAAUGAGCACAGCAGGAUGGAGGCGGAGGCGGGGACAGAGGCGGGGCUGUCUGAGGUGCACAGCCGUAAAGACACCCUGGCUUCCUCCAGCUCCUCCCAGAGCAGGACCGGUGAGGGGAGGAGGGGCCCCAUCUUACCUGGCCCGUGGAAGGUGCCCAGCUCAGCCAGGAUCCUGUCCCAGGAGGAAGUGAUGCGAGAGGCGUACUGACGCUUUAUGGGAAAUGUCAUCAGACAGCCGGAGUGUUUUACAAAGUGCAGCAAGGUGUGGGGGAGGUGGUGGGGGUUCAGAGGGGUUUCUUUACUGCCUGUCACAUGGUGUGGAUUCAGAGUGCAUCGUUUUUACCCUACAUACACUUCUAGUGCUUUCUUUGGUUUCACAAAAGUUUUCCGUGUCAGUGAAACAUGUCCAUGUAGCAGUGAUUUCUGCCUAGCCUCUCGUGUGCCAGUCAGGGAGAUGUCAGUUCCUCUGCCCCCGGUCCAGCUGCUUCAUAUGCAAGGAGGGCCAGGCUCUGCUCGUUUCCACCGAAACCAAGGAGGACUGCCCCAGAGAGGUCAGAACCCCUGCACACUGGCCUACACUUAUUUUUCGGGUGAACUUUUUAAAAUAAUUUAUCUGCAUGCGAUACAGGAGCUCAUCUCCUCACUGCUUUUACUGUAUGAACCUUCUGGCACUGAGGACAUUCUACCCGCUGUCGUCUUCAGUGCAGAACCACGGCAUCUGAAUGCAUCUGCUUUACUGUGGAUUUU